Messenger RNA from Pseudozyma hubeiensis SY62, 1743 nucleotides. RefSeq names its product potential protein lysine methyltransferase. Gene Ontology annotation, molecular function: protein-lysine N-methyltransferase activity. The transcript has a single exon. Gene Ontology annotation, biological process: peptidyl-lysine monomethylation; peptidyl-lysine trimethylation. The record is from RefSeq and is a predicted model, not a curated record. Lineage: Eukaryota; Fungi; Basidiomycota; Ustilaginomycetes; Ustilaginales; Ustilaginaceae. Bases 1 to 1743 code for a protein of 580 amino acids.
AUGACCAGGGACAGUAGCUCGGUGGUCGAGCAGAACAGGCUUCUCUCGCAGCUUCUUUCGCUCAGUUCGGGUAGCUCGACUCUUCCCCGCAGCACAGAAGCGCUCGUUGAGGUUUCCGAUCGAGUGCCUGCUGGUCGAGGCCUAGUAUUCACAGCCCAGAUACAGCCAGAGCAAGUAUUGCUGACGCUGCCGUUGCACUCGCUCAUCAACGUAAAGACCUACAAGACGUUCUUCCAUCCGGACACGCUUCCCACGCGAGUCAGAGUGGCUUCGACCGACAACGGAAACAGCGUCGAUCGCAGCGACCACAGGCUCUCAUCGGCGCAGCUGUUGUCGCUGCUCCUGACCAGAGCUCGCGUGGAGCUCAAUUCGGGACGCAAGAGGACGAAAUCCGACCAGACGAGCAAACAUGAGGCCUUGCAGCUGUUUGUACAGACGCUGCCGCAGAGGUUUGGCACAGUGCCUCUAACCUGGUCGAUGCUGGCUCGGUCAAAGUCAAAGUCGUGGAAGCAGUCCUUCUUUGAAACACUCUUGCAAGCGCUGCCCCCGCACAGCCGAGACUUGAACAAGAAGGUUCGACAGCGGUUCGAGACGGACUGGGACAGAAUCUCUACCCUUCGUGCUUCGGAACGCGACCUGCUUGCCGAGCCAGCCUUGCUAUUGUCCGAUCCGGAUCUAGCUGGCAGCACGAUUGACUUGAUUGACGUCGACACUUUCCUCUGGGCAUGGCUUUGCGUCAACUCUCGCUGCUUGUUCUUGCCGCUGGGCUUGGCAGAUCAUGCCGACAAUUUCACGCUCGCGCCUUUGCUCGAUAUGGCGAAUCAUACCUCGGAUCCGGCACUCGAAUGCAAGGUGGUGCAUGCACCGGACGGCGGAUUCAGGCUGCUGGCUCCUAGCAAAGAAGUGGCGCAGAAAGUUCGUUCUGGCGACGACUGCCAUGUAGCCAAGGCCGGCGACGAAUGCUUCAUUACGUACGGUCCACAUUCGAACGAGACCUUGCUGUCGGAAUACGGUUUUGUGCUUCCAGCACAGCUGACGUUUGCUGAGGAUGUCGGCACCGAAGCGGCAACCUCGGAAUUAAAUGUAUGCUGGCGAGGCAGCCGAUACGUCGAUGUUCUGAUGGACCAGCACGUCGAACGCCUCCUUCGAGCUCAAGGCGCUGAUGGAGAGACAAAGAUCGAGCUGCUCCAGAACCGGGGCUACUGGGGGGAGUUCACGAUACAUCCCUACCCUGAACCUGCGCAUCCUUCUCAUCGACUCAUACCGGCACUACGUCUGGCAGCAGUAGAUCUGCAACCACCGUUCUCGGCGGCGCAGCAAUCAAAAGUAGCCAGAACCAAGACCAAACCAGGCGUCAAAGCUGGUAAAAAGGCGACAUUCACACCGCACGACGCCUAUGGCGGUGGAGAUGAGUCUUCUGACUUCAACAAGUGGGAAGCGACGCUGACGGGAUUCCGCGAGUAUGUAUCGGAGGAUAAUGAGCGCAAGGCACGUCAAAUCUUGAUGGACCUGUGCAACGACAGAGCGAAGGACAACGCGGCGGCGCUCCGACAUCUCGAGGCCGCUCAAAGCAUGCUAGCCGAGCACAAUGAUGACCUCGAUCUCGCAACGGAAGGCAUCGGAUGCGAACCAGACUUCGAGGCAUGCAAGCUCAGCAUGGCUUUCGUGCAACAGCUGCUGGACGAAGAGCAGAGCGUUCUUGAAUUGGUCCGUCAGGCCGCAGAGGAUCAAGUCGAGUGGUGA